AUGCAGGUCUUUACAAUAGACUGUCUAUACACCCCAAGCCUCUUCAUUAUGCAGGUCUUUACAAUAGCUGGGCAUACACCUCAACUAAUCUUACGAGGCUGCACUUGCUGGGUGUUUGGACUGGUGUUGUUCGGGGGUUUUACUCGGCUAAGUGAGAGCGGCCUAUCGAUGACAUCGUGGCGUUUAUGCGGCACUCGCUGGCCUUCAACGGAUGAAGAAUGGCAGAAGGAGUUUAAUGCGUACAAGGUUGGCUGGUCUGCUUGCAGAGGCCUCGGGGUUUUCUUCGCUUUAGGGAUGUGUGCAUGCGCUCUUACACACUGUAUUAAACCCCCUCUUGCUCUCAAGCUGACCCUGUGCGGAGCACUUGGAGGCGUCCAGGGCCUCGUAGGUUGGUGGAUGGUCCGAUCAGGGUUUCAAGAGCCUCAAACGGAAGUCAAAACCCCAAGGGUUUCUCCUUAUCGCUUGGCUUUUCACCUACUGAUGGCUGGGGGUUUGUACACCGUAUUGCUGUGGCAGACGCUCUCGCUGCUGCUGCCUACCCCGGCGAGAGCAGCAGCAGCAGCAACAACAGCAGCAGCAACAGCAGCAGCAGCAGCAGCAGCACGUAAAGAUGCGCAUGCAUUUGCAGCCAUUGCUGCACUUACCUUCUCCUCGGGGGCUUUCGUUGCAGGCAACGAUGCCGGCAGAUGCUGCAACACCUGGCCCAAGAUGGGGGAUCACUGGGUGCCCCCUGAGGUGUAUGCACCUGGAAUGACGGUUUGGCGGCUGUUUGAAAACCCUGAGACUGUGCAAAGGGGUUUGGUCGCGCUGAGAGACCCCACUCAAUGCUUGGUUGUAUUGGCUCAUCUUUAA
Messenger RNA from Eimeria acervulina, 852 nucleotides. RefSeq names its product cytochrome C oxidase assembly factor COX15, putative. The coding region runs from base 1 to 852 and encodes 283 amino acids. NCBI's taxonomy places the organism in Eukaryota, Apicomplexa, Conoidasida, Eucoccidiorida, Eimeriidae. Gene Ontology annotation, biological process: heme A biosynthetic process. The record is from RefSeq and is a predicted model, not a curated record. The transcript has 8 exons. Gene Ontology annotation, cellular component: mitochondrial inner membrane. Gene Ontology annotation, molecular function: oxidoreductase activity, acting on NAD(P)H, heme protein as acceptor.